Messenger RNA from Notodromas monacha, 2160 nucleotides. NCBI's taxonomy places the organism in Eukaryota, Metazoa, Arthropoda, Ostracoda, Podocopida, Cyprididae. The record is from the annotation of a GenBank genome assembly.
AGCGAGGAAGAAGACAUAGUAAACAUCCAGGCCCCUAUACAAAGCAGGUGCUCGUGAUUGUGGGUGAAUAUUUGAAGAAUUAGAAUGUGGGGUGGUGUUGAAUUCACAGCAGAAAAUACUGCUUUGUUGGCUGAUCGAGAAGAUGGACAUCCUCGCUCAAGGACUACCAUCGAAAAGCUUCCCGACAAGGUCCUGAUGCACAUUUUCUCCUAUUUGCCGCAUAGAGAAAUCUGCAGGAAUGCGAGGGUUUGCAAGAAAUGGCGAAUGAUUGCUUACGAUUCUCGACUAUGGAAAUCUGUGUCUCUACGACCUGAAAUAUCUGGGUUGCAAGUCACCAGCUUGGAGAACCUCUUGGCACUUCUCAGGCAAUAUAUUGUUAGAUUCGGGCCUUCAUUGCAAUACAUUGAGCUGCCUAUUGAGUUGAUCACGCACACGGUCUUGCAUGAAUUGGCCAACAAAUGUCCGAAUUUGACCAGCAUGUUGAUGGAUUUUUCAACUGCCAUGCAACUUCAUGACUUCAAUGAGCUACAGGCAUUCCCUGCGAAGCUAAAUUCUCUCUGCAUCUGUUUGUCCGGGGUCAUCUUCAUGGAAGGUUUCAUGCGCAAAAUUUACAACUUCAUAAACGGCCUGGAAGUUCUCCACUUGAUCGGUACCUAUGAACGAGUGGAAGAAGAGGAAGAAGAGAUUUACGAAGUCGUCAACAUCCACAAGCUCAAGUCGGCCACACCCAACCUGGUGGUAGUGAAUCUGUACGGAAUCAAUUUCCUCGACGAUGGACACGUGGAAGCCUUCAGCUCAAACUGUAUCCAACUGGAAUGCAUGUCAGCUCCGUAUUGCGGCAAGGUCACUGGGUCUUGCCUGAAAACCCUGCUGAAUCGGUGCAAGCGUCUGCAAUGUCUCAUCCUCACGCAAACGAGUCUGAAGAGCGAAUACGUGAUGAACGUGGAAUGGGACAAAACUCAACUGCAGGAACUCGACAUAACGGCGACUGACCUAAGCCAGGAGUGUCUCAUAGAAAUACUCACCAAACUGAAGCAAUUGCGGUACUUGUCAGCUGGACAGCAGGACAGUUUCAACGACAAAGUUCUGGCGAGGUUUCUAGAACAAGGCAGCCCUGGGAAACUCGUGGCAUUGGAUUUGGACCGAUGCGACAACUUGUCCAAUGAAGGGCUUCAGGCUCUUUUGGGCAAAUAUGGGUCCAACCUCCUGGGACUAAUUUUAUCUGGGAUCCCAACAAUCACUGAUCAAUUGCUCAUUUCCGUGAUGCCGCAGCUGAGGAACUUGAGGAUCCUAGGGGUGGGAACUGCUGAAGGCUGCUGUCCAAAGGUGCAUACCAAGGUUCUGGUGGACCAAUUGGUUGAAGCAAUCGCCAACAAUUGUCAUAAAUUGGAAAGAGUUGAAAUUCGGUGGGACGGAGACACUUUGAGGCACUCUGACAAAUCCCAAAAGGCCAUUGAUCAUUUGCGAACGAAAGCUUUGCGACUCAAAAGUUUGGUACUGAGUGAAGGGAAAUACUUCGAGAACGUGAAGGCGAACUUCGAAAGAGCAGAUAGACCAACAGUGGUUCGCUCAAACACUCUUUGCAGUGUCAGCAAUUGUUACCUACUCAGCCAUUAUAAACACCUUCUUUUCAACUGAUUUUUUUCCAAAGAGAAACAAAUAUCAAGUUACAGAGUGUCAUCGACUUGUGCGUUCUGAUUUUUUUUUUAGAAAUACAGUAUACACUUCCCACCAUCAUUUCGGAAAUUGUAUUCAUGCAGGAUAAUUCUUCGUUAUCGUCUGUGAAAUUUACUGCUGUGAGGCACAUGAAUCGAAUCCAUGUUGAUGCAGUAUUCUGCAUUAAUAUAUUGAUGCGUUACUCUAACAGUAUUCCAAAUUUUCGAACUGCUAAGCAUUUCCUAAAAAGGAAUCAUUUUGAGUUGAAAUUUCAGCAAGAAGAACGCUCUUUGGAAGAUUUAAUUUAAAAAAAAAAAAAAAAACGCCUGAGGAGACCCAUUUGUAAAUAUAUUUAAAAAAUCGUUUUACUCUGAAUUUUGUUUCAACAGUGUUGAGUUCACUUUCUGUUGAUUUUAUAACCUGUCACCUCAACUUGGAUAUUCUCCAACCUCUUUUCAUGGGCUCAGACGGGAUUUGGGCAUUAAUAAAGAAAACUGUCCAAGA